UCGCGCAGGACCUGGUCGGGACACACGCUUCUUCUGCUGCUGUUUUGAAACCCGCUCGUCUCGUUGCACCAUAACCAUGCCGACUGACACCAAACGUGUACGCGGCCCAGAAGUGUCCCAGAGCCCGCUCUUGUAUGCGACUAAGCCCGCGGUCACUGUGCCGCCUCGCGGCCCCAGAGCGGACGGUCGGCAGCGGGACCAAGUGGACGUGCGGCCCGUUUUUGUCCGGUGCGGACUGGUGAGCCAGGCAAAAGGCUCUGCGUACAUCGAAGCUGGAAACACCAAGCUGAUGUGCUGCGUGUAUGGCCCCAAAGAAACCGAGCGGAAAGAUGAGACCGAUAUGAAAAACGGAAGAUUGACAACUGACAUGCGUUUUGCACCAUUCUCCUGCCCGGAGAGGGGCUCCUGGAUCCAGGGGAGCCAGGACAAGGACUUCUCCCUGAUGCUACUGGAGAGUCUGCAGCCGGCAGUGUGCCUCCACAAAUACCCCCGCUCUCAGAUUGAGGUCAACGUGAUGGUUCUGGAGAACAGCGGCUCGGUUCUGGCCCACGCAGUCACAUGUGCUUCCCUUGCUCUCGCAGAUGCCGGGAUCGAAAUGUACGACCUGGUGCUCGGUUGCUCCGUCUGCCAGGACGGAGUCUCUUAUGUGGUUGACCCGUCUUACGACGAGCAAAUCACCUGCAGCUCAGUCAGUGGCGAGAACCAGGGCAGUCUGACUGUUGCAUUCCUCCCCAGCCUGAACCAGAUUUCUGGACUGCAGUCAGAUGGAGAAAUGAGUGAAGAGACUCUGACAGCAGGGGUUCGGACCUGCAUCGAGGGAUGUUAUAAACUGUACCCUGUCAUCCAACAAGCCCUGGCCAAGGCUGUGCGCAGCGCUGCUCCCCCACCAUCAGAGAGCUGAGAGACUUAUUAACCAACAGUUUUUAGAUUUUCUAAUUUACAAUCUCCAGUCACUACUUUAGUGAUAUAAACUAUUUUUCUAUGUUUGGUAUUGUGGUUUAAACUCGUUUUCAUGUUAAAUAAAACGACCAGCACUCUU
Molecule: messenger RNA, 1039 nt
Organism: Solea senegalensis (Senegalese sole)
Lineage: Eukaryota; Metazoa; Chordata; Actinopteri; Pleuronectiformes; Soleidae
Gene: exosc6
Product: exosome component 6
Exons: 2
Coding region: 77-901 (274 amino acids)
Biological process (GO): poly(A)-dependent snoRNA 3'-end processing; rRNA catabolic process; nuclear mRNA surveillance
Cellular component (GO): nucleolus; cytoplasmic exosome (RNase complex); nuclear exosome (RNase complex)
Source: RefSeq, a predicted model, not a curated record